Molecule: messenger RNA, 1409 nt
Organism: Morus notabilis
Lineage: Eukaryota; Viridiplantae; Streptophyta; Magnoliopsida; Rosales; Moraceae
Exons: 3
Coding region: 246-1241 (331 amino acids)
Source: RefSeq, a predicted model, not a curated record
CGUUUCUGGAAUACCCAGAAAGUCAAUAGCCCUCUCUCUCUCUCCUCGUCCGUGAGGCCGCCCAGACGUCUCUCCGAUCUGCUCCUGCCCUCCCGAUUUUUGUUGAGUAGUGUGGAGGAAAAAUCCUUCUUUGGGGGCUGUUGAGGCGGGUCUUUCGGACUUGGAAUUCUGAUUUCUUCGUAUAAGAUGCACUUCCGGUCAUCAUCAUAUCAAAAUGCAGGUGUUGCGCUGGUUUUUAUAUAUAAAUGGACGCCAAGAAGUUCAUCCAACUCGUCGAGGAAAAGAAGAAAAGAGCUUUGGAGAAGAAGGAAGCCCCUUUGAAAUGGGAGCAGAAGCUAGAAGCUGCAGCGAAGACUAAGGCUGAUGCUGAAGCCAAAGAGAGGAAAACAAAGGCUUCGAAGCAUAAAAGAAGAUCUGUUUCAAAGUCUGAUUCUGAUAGUGACAGUGAGAGUAGUCAGGGGAGAUGGAAGUGUAGUAAAAGAAGCCACAAGAAGCACAGGAAGCAUGCCCACUCUGACUCUGUUGACAAUGAGAAGAGGAAAGAAAAGAUAUCUAAGAGAAAGCCAAGGAGACGAUCUUUGAGCUCUAGUGAUAAUAGCGAUGAUGAAUAUGUAUAUGAUUCUGAAGAAGAUAGGAAGAGGAAGAAGCGUAGCCACAAAAAGCACAGGCACCAUGAUUUGAGAUCAGAUUCUAGUGCUUCUGAUUUUUCAAGUGGCGAGGAUGAUGAAGCAAUUGUUAGGAGAAGUCAUAGAAAGCGCCACAGACAUCAACACAGAUCCGAUUCAGAUGCUUCUGAUUAUUCAAGUGACGAGGAAAAUAGCAGAUUGCGAAGGGGAAGAUGUGAAAAGCACCACAAACGUCAUCGGCGGUCAGACUCUGGUUCUUUAGAUUCUUCGAGUGACGAGGAUGAGCAUGCAACAAAAAGAGGUGGCAGAAGACAUCAUAAACACCAUCGGCGAUCACACAGUGUUGACUCAAGGUCAUCAGAUUCUGAUUUCCAGAGGCACAACCAGAGUCGAUCUUUGGGAAAGUCAUCGGAUGAUGAUCAUGAACAAGCAAACAAGCAAUCGAAGCAUAAGAGAUGUGGUCACCAUCACCGCCAUCAUCACAUACAUCGGCACCAUGCCUCUGAUGACGAGAAAGUUCGGUCUCUUCAGAAUCUGACAGAACCUAAUGGAAAGCCCAUGGAGGGCGACGGAAACCCAACUGAUACCAAUGUUGCUAAUAAUAAUGCUCAAUGAUUUGAUAUGAUUUGCUUUGCUUCUUGUGUUAUUGGCGGACUAAUGAAACUUGAAGCGAAUGAUUGUAAUUUGUUCCUUGAUUUAUUACUUUAAUAGAGUUUAAGUUGCUCCGCGUUAAAAUGCUCUUUCUUUUUAAAAAAUAGAAUCAUUUAUAAUGGUUGAAACUCA